AUGACGUCACUCAACCGCAGCCAUCUGUAUCAACAACCAGUUCGUUGCCCAACCAACAAUCCCAGUCCAACAAAAAGCAGUUCCAUUCUAAUAAUCAGAAGGGAAAUAAUUCUCAGCGUCGUAAUAACAAUAAUUGACAACCAGUUUCGACUGUCUCUGGCAUCAAUCAUCAUAAAAACGAGACAGUCAGAAAAAAAAGUUAUUCCGAUCGUAGGAGUAACCGACCGUGAGGUGCUGCAGUCUGGCGGAAAAAAUUCACACUGCUCCCAACCACGUGACAGCGGUAAAUCCAGUCAUGAAGAAGAGAAAAAUCUGCCUGCUCGUAUUGCGUCAGCUAGUAGUGACAGUUUGCGGGUUCUGCCCCACGAGGCUACUAGUAGUGAUGGUUUGCGGGUUCUGCCUCCCGAAGCUGAUAGAGUUCCCCAUCCAAGUGUUAAUUCCACGAUGCUCCGGCUCCACAUUGUUCCAGCUGCUCCACAUCGGUCCAGCUGCUCCACAUCGCACCAGCUGCUCCACGAUGCUCCGGCUCCACAUCGGUCCAGCUGCUCCACGAUGCUCCGGCUCCACAUCGGUCCAGCUGCUUCACAUCGCACCAGCUGCUCCACAUCGCAUCGUUGGAUCUUCACACUAUCAUCACAGCACCCACAACUCAAAGCAAGUUGUUUAUUUAUUGUAUUAUAUUGUUUAUUAUUGUAAUAUAAAGAUUUGCUCACUGGCAAGUUAAGCCUACCCGCAAUUACAACUAAAUUUGAAAUUAAUUCUAAAAUAUAAAGUAAAGUUAUUUUG
This is a messenger RNA of Nilaparvata lugens (brown planthopper), 786 nucleotides long. RefSeq lists its product as uncharacterized. The coding region runs from base 1 to 696 and encodes 231 amino acids. The record is from RefSeq and is a predicted model, not a curated record. Lineage: Eukaryota; Metazoa; Arthropoda; Insecta; Hemiptera; Delphacidae. The transcript has 2 exons.